Molecule: messenger RNA, 1737 nt
Organism: Striga asiatica
Lineage: Eukaryota; Viridiplantae; Streptophyta; Magnoliopsida; Lamiales; Orobanchaceae
Source: the annotation of a GenBank genome assembly
AUGGCGAAAGUUGAGGAUGAAAAUUAUGUCUCUGAUACUUCAUCUGGAGGUGAAGGAAAUCUAGAGCAAAAUCAUCGGAAAGUUGAAGUUCAGCGCCGUCGGAGGCUUGUUCAAAAGAAAAUUCAGUUUGGCAAGAAGAAUGUGCAGACCAAAGGUGUUGGAGAACACUCGCAUGUCAGAUGUCCGAUAACUCGUUCCAGUGCUCAGAAGAAGCGAUUUUCUCAGAAGAAUGCUAUGGAGCGAAACGGAGAUGCUAAUGGGAAGAGGAAGGUUAAAUAUCCAGAUGACAUCGAUUCUGAUUUCGAAGUUGAACAAUGUGUUCCUGUGGAUGAAGAAGAAAGUGAGGAUAGCUCUGAGGCUAACAAAUCAGUACUGAGGAGGUCCAAGGGCAACACACAUAGGCAUAAAUCGAGUUGUUUCGAGUUUGAAGAUGAAGAUGCCAGGAAUAAACACCAAAGAGAACACAAGUUGUUGAUCCUCACAAAAAUUGUUGCUAUCUAUGUUGACAAGCAAAUAAUGCCAUUGUUGGAUUGGGAAUUGCUUUUUCCAAACUCAAGAGCAUUGGUCGUGAAGAUAAUCAACAGCAAUGAUAACAGUCGUUCUACCACACCUAUUGCUGACAUUAAGCGUUUGUUAUCCAACGAUCAAUUGGAGGUGUUUAGAAAUUCUGCUUUUGGUAAAUUUAUAGACCUACCUCAUUAUAAGAUUCAGAAUCAACUUGUCAAUUUGAUUUCAUUACGAGAAGUACACCAACCGAGGUUGGAUGAAAUGUGGUUUGACUUUGGUGGGAAGAUCAUGAGAUUUGGGGUUGAGGAGUUCGCUGUGAUAAGUGGUCUAAAUUGUGCUAAGCCCAACGAUGUUCCAGAAAGUAGUCGUCAUCAAGAAAACGUUGGGAUCCACAAGGAAGUUGAUGCUGAAGAUUUUGUACAAGGGAAUGGUGAACAUAAUGUAGAUUUCGAUGUUGAUGGUUUCCCUGUUUUGACCCCGCAAAUGAUGGAUGAGAUUGAUAGGACGACCGAGGGAAAAUUAAAAAGCAUGCUAACUGCCAACAAAAAUGACACUCCUGGUGUUAUCGGUGGUCUUGAUAUUCGUAUACAGGGUAACCAAAAUGUGAAUGAUCUUGUGUCGGUGGUCGACAUCCCAUUUAAGAAAAUCAAACGUGUAAAAAAAAGACAAGUUAUUUGUAAGUCAUGCCCUUUUGACACUGAUUUUUGGGACACGAUGCGGUUUGAUUUAACUUCGGAUCUCGUUGAGUGGUUGAAAGUGGGUAAACUUAAGAAUCGGCGUAAGAAAAAGGAAGGGUCCAAAAGUCCUUUCCUAACCGAAAAAGGCAAAGGAAUAAAAACUGCCCGCGUCGCGACACGACCCGACACGCCCGUGUCACAGCCCGUGUCACGGCAUAUUGAUGUUUUGUUCUACUACAUCCGAAAGAUUGGAUUGUAUGCUCUUGAACCACCUUCUCAGAAAUUUACUACCACUGAUAAUUUUUUCGACCAGCAGAUGAAAUCACUAUAUUCUUUAUACAUUGUUAACUCAUGUGACCCCCGGAUUUGUACGAUCGAUAGUGUCAUUGUCGACUACAUGUUUGGAUUCAAAAUUCUGUGCGGGGAGUCAUGGCUCGAUGUUGAUUACGUACUCUUUCCGAUUCAUGUUGAGUUGGAAGGUUGUGCUAGAGAGUGUCAAGCGAUAUUCCAUAUUGAUCCCCAUAUUUCUUGCUAUGGUAAAAUUUGUCUCUAG